AUGAACCACCUGUCGACGCGACGCCUUGGGGGCACUGUGACCCCCGGCUCGGCACUUUCGGGUACCUGCUACGUGAGCCACAUCACACGGCCGGCCCGCACCUUGUGCUGGAUGAAGCUGGCGGUCUUCACGCAGUUCCCGGUCGUCCCAUCGCUGGCCGGCACGCAGGUGCAGGGCCGCCAGGACCUGCUCGCCUCUACCGCUGGCGCCGGCACCCCCGAGGAAACAAGCCUGUUUCUUCAGAUCGAGCUCUUCGAUGACGAGUGCCCGCAGCUGUGCGCAAAUUUCCGCCGCCUCUGCAACGGGCAGUCGUCAACGCGGCAGGGGCAGGUGUACUGCUACCAAGGCCUCACCCCUAGCUACUGUGGCACAUAUUUCCACAAGAUCAUCCCCUCUUACUGCGCCCAGGGGGGUGACAUCACCAUGCGUGUGAAGCCUGGCGGCACGAACAGCUACAGCAGCGCUGGACGCACGUGGCUGCUGGAUGAGUUCAAGAUGCGACGCCAUAACGAAGUUGGUCUUGUUUCCAUGGCGAACAACGGCCCCAACUCGAACGGGUCGCAGUUCUUCAUCACCACCUCGGCAGCGCAUGAGCGCGCCUUCAACGGCCGUCACUGCUGCAUCGGUCGUGUCGUGCGCGGCCUUGACGCCUUCAUAGCACUCGUCGCCCCAUUUGGCAACAUCGAGGGGCAUCCGUCCAAGUAUGCGGUAGUAGUGGACUGUGGCGAAGGAGAGGCGCCGACGAUGAUGUCGGCAGUGCCGUCGCCCGCUGCAGUAUCCCAGGCAUCGAUGGCGGUAUCAGAGACGGAGACGGCGCUGUCGUCUCCUGCAGCCGACACGCGGUCCGCGACCGUCGAAGAAGCGCCUGCAGAGCUGGACGUACAUCACCGUGAGCAGCUGCAGCAUCACCAAGUCGCGGAUGGCACCGGUGUGAUUGCGGCCCUGUCCCCGUGCGGAGCCGCUGCAGCCGCGGUGUCCCCCUCGAUCUCCCCUGCGCAACCACUGAAGAGCUCCCUGAAGGGAAAAAUGACGGCGGCGUCGGAGGCAGCCAAGACGCAUGCGAAGCAUGUAACGUAUCAGCUGUGA
This is a messenger RNA of Leishmania mexicana MHOM/GT/2001/U1103, 1086 nucleotides long. RefSeq names its product putative PPIase. Gene Ontology annotation, molecular function: peptidyl-prolyl cis-trans isomerase activity. Lineage: Eukaryota; Euglenozoa; Kinetoplastea; Trypanosomatida; Trypanosomatidae. Gene Ontology annotation, biological process: protein peptidyl-prolyl isomerization. The coding region runs from base 1 to 1086 and encodes 361 amino acids. The transcript has a single exon. The record is from RefSeq and is a predicted model, not a curated record.